Messenger RNA from Dufourea novaeangliae, 2558 nucleotides. Its product is annotated as zinc finger protein 569-like. Gene Ontology annotation, biological process: regulation of transcription by RNA polymerase II. Gene Ontology annotation, molecular function: zinc ion binding; DNA-binding transcription factor activity; RNA polymerase II cis-regulatory region sequence-specific DNA binding. The transcript has 3 exons. Gene Ontology annotation, cellular component: nucleus. Bases 1 to 2496 code for a protein of 831 amino acids. Lineage: Eukaryota; Metazoa; Arthropoda; Insecta; Hymenoptera; Halictidae. The record is from RefSeq and is a predicted model, not a curated record.
AUGGAGGUCGAAAGUAUAGAAACAGGUUUUCCCGAUAGUACUGGCAACCUAUGUCGCAUUUGUCUUGCACGAAAACACAAUAACCAAUAUAUUGUUGGUGCUCCUCGACAUGAUUUGGAUAGUACGGAUACUGAUACUGUCUUAUUUGAUAAAUUUCGUCUGUGCAGCGGUGUGAAGAUAAUGGAGAACGAUGGGUUGCCCACUACUAUCUGUAUGGAAUGUGUAAUUAAAGUCAAUGAAGCUUAUGAAUUAAGAAAGCAAUGUCAGCAAUCAGAUAUGAGAUUGAGGGAACUUUAUGGGAAACUGAAAACAAUGUGCAAUAUCAAACAUUCUAUGAUGACCAAAGAUCAAUGUUGCCAGACAGAUUAUACUUUUAAUUCUGGUUUCAUAAAAAUGGAGACAAAUGUACCUUUUACACUAGAUCAUAAUUCAUCUACAAUUGUGAAUUGUGUCAAAGAACCUAAGACAAUUAGCGACUCUAAUUGUAUUGAAUCCAAUGAAUUCAAUAAUUAUCUAAGUAAUAAUUGUAUCAAACGACUACCAGCAGGAUGUGAGAAGAGUACAGCAGGAAGAGAAGCUUAUCGAACAAGAAGAACAACUAUGUUCAAAAGAGUGACCUCUAUGGAGAACUUAAGAAAUCAUAAGGAGAGACAAAGACAAUACAUAAAAAAAAAUACAAAUGUUAAGCGUGAUAUUAUGGAAAAUGAGCAUACAGAAAAUGUUAGGGAUACAGUUUCUCAAAAUUCUUAUACCUGCCCUAAAUGUUGCAGGUGUUACUCCAGUAAAAAAUCUUUGGAUAGACAUAUAGUGACACAUGAUGAAAGGAAAUUCACAUGUGACAAUUGUAAUAAACAAUUUUCGCAACUUAAUGAUUUGAUAAAACAUAACAAAUUGCACAAAGUGGAAGAAAGAGUUAAACCAGUAUUAUGUAGGAUAUGUAAUAAGAGUUUCAAGAAAACUGAUACUAUGGUAAGACAUUUAAAUGUUCAUAAAAGAGCCAAUCCAAAAGAGGUCCUUUCCAUUUUGAAAGAAAUUAGGGAUAAAAGGAAAUUAGAAAAUAUUGGUGAAGAAAAUAUCACUGAAAUAAAUGAUAAUAACACAGAAAUAAGAGAUGGGUGUGUAAAUAAUGAAAAUAGGACAUCAGACAACGUUAGAAGAUACAUAUUAGACUCGGAAUACAGAGAUUCUUGUCUAUUAAAUUUAGAUUCCACUUUCGAAGAAACAAUUGACCCUCACGAUGAUACGGCGCUUCAUCGUUGUAAAUAUUGCAAUAAAUCUUAUUCUAAUGAUAAAUUACUUCAAGACCAUCUACUGAUUCACACCGAAAAAAAAUUCCUUUGUAACGUCUGUAAUAUGAAAUUUUUCCGUCAAGACAGAUUAGAGAGCCAUAAAAAACGGUACGGUCAUAAUAAGGACAAAAUAUCUAUGGAAAUUCAAAAACCGUCCGAUGAUAAGUCGGCUAUUAAAUUAAUAAACAGUUGGAUACGGGAAGAACUUGAUUCAGAUAACGAAGAAAAGGGCUUCCCUUGUAAAAUAUGUGGAAAGUCAUAUGAUACCAAAAGAUCCUUGUUGAAGCAUCAGCUGAAUGCGCACAAUUCAAAGGACGCGGGAUGCAUAAACUGCGGUGAGGACUGUACCUGCGAGGAGAAGGAUAAAGAUCAGCAGAAAACGAGUGAAAUAUCGAAGCCAUAUCGAUGUGAAGAAUGUAACAAAUCCUUCGAAAAAGAAGUGAAACUACAGAGGCACGUGAGAAUUCACGAACGCUCGAAAGAGCAGGAGGAUGCAAAUUUCAAACGGUAUUUGUGUCAUAUCUGCAGCAAAACGUUUAGACAGAAUACAGGUCUCAUGUUCCAUAUGAGAACACACACCGGCUACAAACCUCACGUUUGCAAGUACUGCGGACGAGGAUUCACAUCAAAUUCAAAUUGUAUUAAUCACGAAAGGACCCAUACCGGUGACAGACCAUUUGUAUGUCACUUUUGUAGUGCCGCUUUCGCUAAAUCGUGUACCCUUAAAGCGCACAUUACAACACAUACAGGGGAAGCCAAUUAUCAUUGUAAAACGUGCGGAAAAUCAUUUCGAAGGCUAAAGUACUUAAAGGAGCACAGAUUCACACAUACCGGUGAAAAACCGUAUGCUUGCAAGAUUUGUGGUACGGCAUAUAGCCAUAAUGGCAGUCUGUUCGUUCACGAAAAGAAGUGCAGAGCUCAGUAUCAAAAUGCGCAAAAUUACUGCCAAACAGAGACGACAUCGCCGAGUGUGACUCCGAUUAUCACAAUUUUACCCCAAGCUCAUUUGAAUGAAAUCAUCGUCCCGCUGAACAUGCAAGACAACAAAACGUACGUCAAUGAUAUGCAAAGAAUGAGCUCUCCGAGUAUAGAUAGCGUAAGUCCUGUUACUACUCCGGACUUACAUGUUCAUCCAAAUUCUGAUAAUUCCGAUGUCUCCUUAUCUGUAAAAAACUUAGCUCUUAUCGGACACAUGUUUCAAUCUUAGGAGCACUUUAAAUUAAUAGUGGAUCAAAUGUUUCUGUGAUAAUGUGUGCGAGUGUGUUUCAU